Messenger RNA from Oikopleura dioica, 1911 nucleotides. The record is from the annotation of a GenBank genome assembly. NCBI's taxonomy places the organism in Eukaryota, Metazoa, Chordata, Appendicularia, Copelata, Oikopleuridae.
AUGGUUCAGUUCUUUCGAAAUCGGACAUUUUACAAAUGGUUGGGUUUGGCAGGAGCUUCUGUUGGAACAGUUUAUGGUUAUUAUGAAAUCAACACAUUCGGUGACGACUUCCGCCACAAAUUUGCUCUUCGCAGCGAGAAACAUCGACUUUCCCCAUUGACGCGGCUGAAAUACGAAGUAUACGAUAUUAUAGCGCGAACAGGGAUCGUUAUUGGCGACUCAAGAGAGAGAAUUCUAGCGACGAUGAAUUCAGACGACGUUGAUGAAAGAAACAAGAUCUUAUUGAGGCUGAAGAAGGAGAUCGACGACUUGGAAGAGACGAUAUCUUCGAGUGAGAAGAAAUAUCUUCUGAGCAGAAUAAGGAAAUCAAAGCUGGCGCAUGGUCUUGCUCGCCUGAAGGACUACAAUUCUGAAUUUCUCAACGAUCUAUACGAGUUCACAGAGGAAGAAAGAUCAGAACGAAUAUCCGAUAUCCUUAUCAAAAUCUUCGAAACGUUGCCCAGCUUGGAUCGUAUUCGAGAUGAAGAUCUUUUUACGCCCUGUGUCAAAUAUUUUCAAGAGCAGGCGCUGCAGGAGCUGAUGGAUAUUCGAAACUGGGAGAAUGAUGAUGCGAAUUCAAUGGAGCACGAUAUUCUUCUCCCUCCUUCUGUAGAGGUCUCUGAAAACGUUGCAGAUGUGAUGCUCCUCAAAGCUCUGCGUCGCCACGCUGACAUUAGGGAAAACAUGUCCCAUGUCGCCGUAGAAGACAUCCUAAAACUCCUCAUUCGCUUGAUGGAACCCAAAUUUGACAGCGUAGAACUUUCUAGAGAAGCAACACUCAUUGCCAUGCGAACAAUCGCCAAUUUAGCUCUUGACGAUCGCUACGUUCCAACAAUGAUCGACCUUGGCUUCCACAAAAUGCUCAGAAAAGUAGUCGACAAGAAAAUUGAAGCAGCAGAAUCAGUCGAUGACUAUUCUUGUGCAAUUCAGUCGAGACUUCACGCAGUCCGAGCACUUUCUAAUCUGGACAGAGAUGAUGAAUUUCAACGCCCUCUUGAAGACGGAGUCUUUCUCAUUGAUCCUGUCUACAGACCAGAUAAAGAUAUUGAAAAAGACGUUGUAUUUGUCCACGGGCUUGGUGGUUCUAUCGGAGGAACAUGGACAACAAUGCAGGAGAAUCAAAAUCAGGAAGGCGCUCCAGAUGUUCCAUGUAACUGGCUCUGCGAGUGGUCCGUCCGUGAUCUUCAGCGAAACCCGAAAAAGUGCAGAAUUCUCGGAAUCGAGUAUGAAACAGCAAUUUUGUUUUCGCAACAUCAAUGUCCAUACGAUCUGGAAACGAGGAGUCUUCAAGAACGGGCAAAAACCAUCGGCGAAAAGUUAAUAAAGGCAGGAGUUGGUGAACGACCUGUUGUCUUUGUCUGCUACUCUCUUGGCGGCCUGGUUGUCAAGCAAAUCCUCAAAACUUUCCCUCAGAUGCAGGACAACACCAAAGGCGUAAUUUUUCUUUCAACGCCUCAUCUCGGCUCCCCUGUUGCAGAAGUCGCAUCAAAUGAAGACAUGUACUCCUACUUAGCAAAAGUAGUAAAGACCGUUGUUUCUCCCGAAGUGCUUCUUUUGGGGGGUACAGGAUCAGAUCUGGUCGGCCUCAACACUUUUUUCAAACACAUGACUGAGGAAAAGAAAAUCAAGGUUUUAUCCUGGACGGAAGAGCUUCCAAGCAAUUGGGGUCUGAAAAUUCAUAUUGUUCCGCCGGAGAGGGGAGAUCCAGGAUUUGGCGAAGUUAGAUCGUCAAAAAAGAUCAUGAUGGCAUGGUUGCUCCUAUUGAUGAAGUGGAUCCACUGUAUAGCCACAGCCUCAAUUUUAUACGCGAUUGUCUACAAGACAAACCAAACUGAUGCCACUGAAACUAUCCAAAAACUUCCUGCUGUCUGA